Molecule: messenger RNA, 1880 nt
Organism: Bufo bufo (common toad)
Lineage: Eukaryota; Metazoa; Chordata; Amphibia; Anura; Bufonidae
Gene: TMEM108
Product: transmembrane protein 108
Exons: 6
Coding region: 253-1554 (433 amino acids)
Biological process (GO): dendrite extension; postsynaptic density organization; retrograde axonal transport
Cellular component (GO): axon; postsynaptic density; early endosome
Source: RefSeq, a predicted model, not a curated record
AUACAGAGCUGAGACUGCUACAUAGAAGGGCAGCAGCUCACAUACCGAAGUGGCUAUUGACUGUUUGGAGAGCUUGCAUUUUAUGAGAAAGCUCCUAUCAGUUUGUGAAAUGGAGGAAGUAGAACCCACCAGCAAUAGAUAAGAUAAAAUCAAUGGAUUAUGCAAAUGUAGCCAAGCUGGAGAUCUUCUAUACAUCUCACUCAAAGACAGUAUGAAGAGUAAACUAGAGGACACGAAGGAGCAGAUGAUACCAUGAAGAGAAGGUCACAGGCCCUCUGUUGCCAUCUGUUUAGUAUCCUACUCGUUUUGGCACAGGUAGAGAGCAAAGUAUUUGCAGUUAAGGAACAGUUUCCAACGUCACCAUCUUAUCGCUUAAUGACAACAACAAAUGCAGAAAUGGUAAUGUCAAGUGUCAACUCUGGACUUGUUAGGAAGUCUGCAAGGCCUGGAACAAGGCUGUCUGCAAAACCUGCAGACUUAGUGCCUCCCUUUCACAGUAAAGGUGUUGAUUACAGCGACAGUCUCACGACAACACCAUUUGUCAAUAUUCAGGGUGUUACAAUUUCAGGAAAAGCACAGCAUAAAAGGAAAACAGCUGAGGAUGUGAUGGAUGAGAUGACUGGGUCUACUGAAACUUACCUUCAUUCAAGCUUUCCACUGAGGACUACAACCACCACUGACCAUACUAGCACUAUUCUUGCAUUCCCUAAAGACACUUUUCAUCAUGUUGGCACUUUGCAAAGCCUUUCUCAAGAGGAACAGUCCAAGGGUUCACCCACCCUUACCAAUGGUAUGUCAAAGAACACCGAAUCAGUGUCAGUGCCUUUUAAGCCCCAUCAUUAUAAACUAUGGGAUGUAUUAAACAGAAAUGGAUCUUUGUUCUCUGUAAGAAAAGUGAAUGGAACUUCACCGACUACUAUGACAUUAACCGCAUCCCCAAUAUUUCCCCAUACCACCACACUGGUACAAGGAGCCACAAGGAGUACAGUAGUGAAACAGCAUACUGAACCAGACAAUGCUACCACAGUGCAAUUGAUUCUGUCUAUGGAUGCAACUACUAGGAGUUCCAUUACCAUGUCUACACCUGGGUCCACAGCAACAGGAAAUUUUCUAAAUAGGUUGGUGCCUGCAGGAACAUGGAGACCUAUGGUUCCUGGCAAUAUUUCCCAUGUAACAGAGGAUGGAAGUCCACCGCAACACAGAGAGACCAUUUGUCUGAGUAAAGUGGAUAUUGCUUGGAUAUUCCUGGCUAUUAGUGUACCAAUAUCAUCAUGCUCUGUCUUACUGACUGUGUGCUGCAUGAGACGGAAAAAGAAGGCUUCUAAUCCUGAGAAUAAUUUAAGUUACUGGAAUAAUGCAAUUACAAUGGACUAUUUCAACAAGCAUGCUGUGGAGUUACCACGAGAGAUCCAAUCUCUGGAGACAUCAGAGGACCAUCUUUCAGAACCACGAUCCCCAGCCAAUGGUGAUUACCGAAACAGUGGAAUGGUUCUUGUCAAUCCAUUUUGUCAGGAAACUCUUUUUUCAGGACAUGAGCAAGUUUCUGAAAUCUGAUGAUGAGUGAAGAUAUGAUUGAUACUGAGUUUUAAAUUCAGAACAUAAAGCAGCUUUGAAUCAAAUGGACAACUGGUAACCAAACAUUAAAGACAGGGAAAGCUCUGUUUCUUGAUCUACAGUAGAAACUGGUUUAACGUUUAGUUUGAUUUAGUUGAACUUACAGCCAUCCUUCCAAUGUACCCUAAACCAGACCAUACAUCCAUCCUAUAUCAUAUGAAUAUGCUUUGUGUACCCCCUUCUCCUCCAAUAACUACUAUGUUUUCAGCUUGUUUUCCUAAGAAUUGUCAUCUUUUUACAAUUGUGGUAAGACUUUACAGAAUAAU